AUGAAUAAUAAUAUUGAAUAAAAGACUUAAAUUUAAAUUCUCUAGUUUUUUGAGUAUUAAAAUUCAGUUCAAAAUGAGAUCGAAAAAUCUAAAAAGAUCUUACAAACUUUAAUAGAUUAAAAAAAGAAAAUGUAUAAUGACAAAAUACUGUAAUAAAAGGAGAUUCAAAUGUAGCAAUAAUAAUAAAUUGAAUAAUACAAAAAAGUGAUUGAAGAAUAGUAAUAAAAGUUAAAAUCAAAAGGAAACAAAGAGAAUGUUUAAAUCUAACUUGGUUAAAUGAUUUCAUAUUAAUAAGAGUAAAAUCAAAAGAUUGAAUCUUUGGUUGAAUAAUCAUGCAAUGAAAAUUCAAAUUAUAUAAAGUUAUAAGAGAAACUAAUAAGUAUGAAUUACUUUUAACAAUUAAUUAGAAUCUUAAAGUGAUAUCAAUUAAUUGAAAGAAGAGAGGGAAAUGAAAGAGAAAUUGAUAAGUCAAUUAUAACAAAUAACAGGAGUAUAUUUGGAAUAUGAUCAUCAUCAAAAAAUACUUGAUAUCUAAUUGGAAUAUAAUUUGAAUGUCCAUAUUCAAAUAAAAUUUGAAGAGAAAUUAAGAAGUAAAUUUUUGAAAUCAGCAAUUUAGUUUAUACUAUAAAUCCUAAGAAUGAGCAUUUCUACUAAUUAAUUAAAGAGUUCAAUUAAGAUAAUUAAUUGGAUAAACUUAUAUAAAGAAUCUAGGCAUUUAAUUGA
This is a messenger RNA of Paramecium sonneborni, 723 nucleotides long. NCBI's taxonomy places the organism in Eukaryota, Ciliophora, Oligohymenophorea, Peniculida, Parameciidae. The record is from the annotation of a GenBank genome assembly.